GUUUAAACAAAAGCAUAUACACAUAAGUUUCAUUUUUUUUUUUUCGUUAAGUGUAAAUUUUAUUUAUUUUUUAAGUGCGCGUUUAAUAAGAAAAUGUCAUCGCGAAGAUGGUUCCACCCAACGAUAUCGGGCAUCGAAGCUGAAAAAUUAUUACAGGAACAGGGCUACGACGGUUCAUAUUUGGCGCGCCUAUCAUCUUCAAAUCCGGGCGCAUUCACGCUUUCCGUGCGUCGUGGCAACGAGGUAACACACAUCAAAAUCCAAAACAAUGGUGAUUUCUUCGAUCUUUAUGGCGGUGAAAAGUUCGCCACAUUGCCGGAGCUGGUACAAUACUACAGUGAAAAUGGGGAGCUGAAGGAGAAAAAUGGCCAGGCCAUUGAGCUGAAGCAGGCGCUCAUUUGUGCCGAGCCCACGACGGAAAGAUGGUUUCACGGCAAUCUUUCUGGCAAAGAAGCUGAAAAAUUGAUAUUGGAGCGUGGCAAGAAUGGUUCAUUUCUCGUGCGUGAAUCUCAAAGUAAACCUGGUGAUUUCGUCCUAUCCGUGCGUACAGACGACAAAGUGACGCAUGUCAUGAUUAGAUGGCAGGAUAAAAAGUACGACGUUGGCGGUGGUGAAUCGUUUGCAACUCUCUCGGAACUGAUCGAGCACUACAAACGCCAUCCGAUGGUGGAGACUUGCGGCACAGUGGUGCAUUUGCGCCAACCAUUUAAUGCAACACGAAUAACUGCCGCUGGCAUCAAUGCACGAGUUGAACAGCUGGUAAAGGGCGGUUUCUGGGAGGAGUUCGAGUCGCUGCAACAGGACAGUCGAGACACAUUCUCGCGCCACGAAGGCUACAAGGAUGAGAAUCGUCUGAAGAAUCGCUACCGCAACAUAUUGCCCUACGAUCACACGCGCGUCAAGCUGCAGGAUGUGGAGCGCAGUGUACCGGGCGCCGAGUACAUAAACGCCAACUAUAUACGUUUACCCACCGAUGGCGAUCUCUAUAACAUGAGCAGCUCCUCGGAGAGCCUCAAUAGUACGGUAGCCGCGUGUCCGGCCUGCACCGCAGCCCAAACGCAACGCAAUUGCCCAAAUUGCCAUCUGCUGAACAAGACGUGUGUCAAGUGCGCGGUCAAAUCGGCCACGCUGCCCACGAACUGUGCCACCUGCAAUCGCAAAUCAGAUUCGCUGAGCAAGCACAAGCGCAGCGAAUCGAUGUCAGCCUCGGCGAAUGCGUCUGCAGCGGGCACUGGACCGGGAACGCCGACCGCCGCUGGGAACACAUCAGCAGCGGCGGCUCUCAAUGGCUGCCUGGCUGUGCUGUUGAAGAAGCACUGCGGAGACGCCUCGCCGCCUCCAUCGACAACGUCUUCGUGCAGCGGCCCCUUGACGGGCUCGCUGCUGAAUGGCGAGGGAAAUCAGUUCAAGACGUAUAUCGCGACCCAGGGCUGCUUGGCCAACACGAAGACGGACUUCUGGAACAUGAUCUGGCAGGAGAAUACGCGCGUCAUUGUCAUGACCACCAAGGAAAUCGAGCGGGGCAAAACCAAGUGCGAACGCUAUUGGCCCGAUGAGGGGCAAUGCAAGCAAUUCGGUCACGCCAAGGUGCACUGCAUCAAGGAGAACUCCACCAAUGAUUAUACGCUGCGCGAGUUUCUCUUCUCGUGGCGCGACAAGCCCGAGCGACGCAUCUACCACUAUCAUUUCCAAGUGUGGCCCGAUCACGGCGUGCCUGCUGAUCCCGGCUGUGUGCUCAACUUCCUGCAGGAUGUUAACACCAAACAGAGCAGUCUGGCCCAGGCCGGCGAAAAGCCGGGUCCCAUUUGUGUGCAUUGCUCAGCGGGCAUCGGACGCACAGGCACAUUUAUUGUGAUCGACAUGAUUCUGGAUCAGAUAGUGCGAAACGGCUUGGACACUGAAAUCGAUAUUCAACGCACAAUUCAAAUGGUGCGUUCGCAGAGGUCGGGCAUGGUGCAGACAGAGGCCCAGUACAAGUUCGUCUACUACGCGGUGCAGCAUUACAUUCAGACCCUGAUCGCGCGCAAACGAGCCGAGGAGCAGAGCCUCCAGGUUGGCCGCGAGUACACCAACAUCAAGUAUACCGGCGAAAUUGGCAAUGAUUCACAAAGAUCUCCACUACCACCAGCAAUUUCUAAUCUAAGUUUAGUAUCGUGUAAGUCAGCAGUUGCGGAACCGUUGACUGCGGCAGCAGCAGCAGCAGCAGUAGCAGCAAAUGCGGGCAAUAAGCAUGCCGCCAAGCUGCAGCCACCAUUGCCGCCACUGGGCGCCAGCAACAACAACAACAGCAGUGGCAACAGCGGCAGCUACUGCAACAGCAGCAGCAGCAGCAGCACAGCACAACACAAUGGUGUGGUCAGCAGCAGCAACAACUGCAGCAGCGGCAGCGGCAGCGCCAACAGCAGCAAUGCCAACGGCAAUGGCAACAUUCUCGGCAACGGCAGCAACAUGCGCAAGUCAAAUUUUUACAGCGAUUCGCUGGCACAGCAGCAGCAGCAGCAGCAGCAGUCCCAUCAUCUUUCAGCCAAAUACAAAAACAUUCCCAAAGACAUGAACAGUCUGAGGCAGCCGCACGCUGCCUAUGUUGCUGCUGCGCCAGCGCUGCCGCCGCCGCCGACGCCGCCGCGCAAGACAUGACAAAUGAAUUUCUAAAUAUGCGCGCUGUCAUAUUCGAUAUGCAGCUGCAUUUGACAUACACACAUACGCACGCACGCACGCACGCACGCACGCACGCACGCAUUCAGUCUUCUCCUUCUUCUCCUACUUCUUACCCAACCUGUUUCUGAAGAGCGCAAAUAACGAUUUCUAAACUCUUGAUUUUUUUUUUAUAUUAAAAACCCACACAUAUAUACCUAUAUUUUUAAAUGUCCCAAUUGUUUGUCCGUUGUUGUGUGUCCUAUUGUUCUUAAAUGCGUCUAUAUAUAUAUAUAUAUUUAAUUUAAUUUUAUUGUUUUUUUUUUUUUUGUGUGUUUAUGUCUCGCUUUAAUUUGUAAGUGCCCCCCUACCACCACCACUUCCCACCCCCCUCAGCCAUGUUUGUAUGUAGUUGUUAAAACAAAAACAAAAGCAAAAGCAAAAGAAAAUGAAAAUGAAAUUUGUAACUGGGCUGCAGCAGCACCAGACUAAAAGCUGAUCUAUAAAAUAUUCGAUAAUAUGAUCGAUGAUCCAUGAUCUAUAAUCAUGAUAUAAUACCGGCCACACGGAAGCCGGAGCAUAUUGUUUUAGUGUUGUAAGUGUUGAUAAACGAAAAGAAAAAGAAAAAAUUUAAAGAAAAAAAAAAGCGUUGAUUGUGAUUCAAAUAACGGCGUCAAACGGAACAGAAUGAGAACAGAGAACAGAGAACCGAAA
Messenger RNA from Drosophila virilis, 3348 nucleotides. The record is from RefSeq and is a predicted model, not a curated record. NCBI's taxonomy places the organism in Eukaryota, Metazoa, Arthropoda, Insecta, Diptera, Drosophilidae.